Messenger RNA from Botrytis fragariae, 1596 nucleotides. RefSeq names its product putative mipc synthase subunit protein. The record is from RefSeq and is a predicted model, not a curated record. Gene Ontology annotation, biological process: mannosyl-inositol phosphorylceramide biosynthetic process. Gene Ontology annotation, molecular function: mannosyltransferase activity. The coding region runs from base 1 to 1596 and encodes 531 amino acids. NCBI's taxonomy places the organism in Eukaryota, Fungi, Ascomycota, Leotiomycetes, Helotiales, Sclerotiniaceae. The transcript has 3 exons.
AUGAUAUCUCUCCACUACCACCGCAUCCUCCUAUUCUUUUUUCUACUCUUACUUUCCCUCAUCGUUCUCCUACAUCUCACGUAUCCCUCUUCAUUAAAUUUCAACCUCAAUCUAAAUCCCCUGUCCACUACCAACUCCAAUUCCUCCUCUCGAAAACAUACAUAUAUCACCAAAGAAGGAAAAUCCAUCAAUCAACAAAACGUAAUCCAGCUACGAGCAAAAAUCAAAGAGGGGAAAUAUCCAGCGCUGAGGAAGUUACUAGAAGAUGGUGUUUUGGGAGUGGGCGAGAAAACCGGUGAGAAGUCUGGCAAGGGAGGGGGAGGAGAAAAAAUUAUCCAUCAGGUGUGGCAUAAUUGGAAAGGGGGGUUUGGACGGAGAGUUGAGAGACGUGGUGAUGAGAAUGUGGAUGGACGGGUAGGAGAAGGAAGGUAUGAUAUGAGGAAGGGAAAGAUAAGUAUAGCAGAAGAUAAAGAGGGAUGGGAAAUUAGUGGAGGCGAUGGAGAGAUUCCUCAUGGAUGGGAAGAGAGGAGACGUAGUUGUAGGGGAGUUAAUGAACAGAGUGGGUGGAAAUAUGUUCUUUGGACCUCUCAAAAAUCCCUCGCCUUCAUAAAAACUUACUACUCAUCUUUUCUUAAAACAUAUAUAUCCUAUCCCUCGAAUUUCCAACGUGUCGAAGCGAUGAAAUUUCUUCUACUUCAUAGAUAUGGAGGGAUUGUAUUGGAUGUGGAUACGAUUUGUCUGCGAGCUCUGGAUCCGUUUUUAAUGCUGGGGCUGUUUGUUGUUAGUGAACCUUUAGUUGUAUCUGAAGAUGAUGGUGAGGAUGGGGACGAGGAUGGGGAUGAGAAAAGGAAGGGAACACUUUCAACCCGUAUUAUAGGGGCUCCAAGAAACCAUGGAUUUGUAGUGGAGUUGAUAGAUGUGUUGAUGGGGUAUAAUGCGCCUAGAGUAGAUGGAGAUGGCGAACGGGAGAGGAAUAAAGCAAAAGGAGUGCUCAGUUUGACGGGGAAACUGAGAAAGGGAGAGAAGUUGAUGAUGGGUCGGAGGGAGGUUUUUGGAGAGGUGUGGGAUGCGUAUCAUAGGCGGAUUGGAGAGGGAGUGUUGGGUGUAGGUGUUACUAAUACGUCUGGAAGUAUGGGUGAUAAGAGUGAAAGAGAAGAUCGAGAAGAAUUAGGAUUGGUGGAUAGUGUGGGAUGGAGAGUUAGUGUGUUGCGUACGGGAGAGGGUGCUGGGAGGGGAUUUUUCGGUCCGCACCCACUCAACUCCAAACCCACUUCCCUGCCCAACUCCAAACCCCAAUCCAAAACCUCCCAUCUUCUCCUCCCGGUUCUAAUCCUCAUCACUCUUUCCCUCCUCAUAACCCUGAUUUUCUACUCUCACCACCGCUCUCACACACGAAAACAGCCGCUCAUUCGACGCGCGUCGAGUAAGUAUGAGAGAGGAAGAAGAAGGGAGAGAGUGCUUAGAGGUGCGGGUUUGGGUGGGGGAAAUGGCGGGAGUUUGUUUCAUGGGUAUGGAGGAGGUGUGUAUGGGGAAGAGGUUAUGGAGGGGAUGGAGAAAGAGGGGAGGGGUUUGAUGAUUGGGGGAGUGGGGGUGUGA